AUGACCCAGUGUACCGCCUCCGCUUCUGACGUGGCGUCUAAAGAUUGGUCUAUCCAUCUUCCUGAAUUUUUCGCAGUUUCAUUACAAGUUUUGCAUCUCGAGGAUUACGCGCUUGACGACGAAAACGUAGCGGUGGGUGGCUGUAACCGAGUCCGGUCACGAUGGUUCGUUCAACAGUCGAGGCAUUUCCUCUGCACCUCCAAAGAAGCAGUAGAUCGAAUUAUCGCUGGUAUUGAAUGUCGAGUACUUCUUAGAAUGAGUAUCAAGUACUUCGAAUCUCAGUCUGUAAUGAACACUUGUUCCGAGGGUGAGAAGACGGCGACGUCUUGCAGGCACGUAAUAGACAGGGAGGGAAUAAUCAAUAUUUCAAGAAGGGCCCCAGGCUUGCUUCACCCCUGUCUCCAGAGACCACUGCGUUUGGAAUACCGAACACUUUUUAAUAUUGAUAUAAUCGAUUAUGGACAGAAUAAAUCCGACUCGACUGGAAUGGAUUUGAGUAGAGUCUACUUCUAUUGUCCGGACUUCACUGACUGCUCCCGAUGGUGCUUCCCAUUUAAACAGCACGCCGUCCUUUUCGAAAGAUCGCCGUCACCACUUCUAGGUUUGUUCUGGAGCACUCAUCGCGACUUCCGCUUCCAGAUUGUAGAUGGCUCUGACGUUGUUUACGUUGCCACCUGCUACUACGGACGCUUAGCCGCCAUUGUGCGUAUUGUUUUGAAUUUUGAUUUCUUGCGAAAAUUUAUUACCGACGAGUGUUUUUAUAAGAGGUUAUCAUCAGUUAUGAUGGAUGAAAACACUGAAAAUCUUCCUGGCACACCUCCCGAAGUGGCAGAAGCAGCUGGUGCUGUUAACCUGUUACCAGAGAAAUCUCAAAAAUUGUACAAAAUAGCGUACAAUCAAUUCAUGAAGUGGAAACAAGAAAAGAAGAUUACCUCAUUUUCCGAACGGGUGAUAUUAGCAUACUUUGCAGACUUAUCAAGUAAAUACAAAAUUUCUACGCUGUGGACUUAUUACUCCAUGCUACGAAGUACUCUCAACAUCAAUCAUAACAUUAAUAUAGAACAGUACCAUAAAUUAAGAGCAUUCUUAAAGCGUCAAGGAGAAAAUUACCAGCCAAAGAAAGCGAAAACGCUUAGUCCUCAACAAAUAACUAAAUUCAUCACUGAAGCCCCUGAUGUAAAAUAUCUAGCAACGAAGGUGGCUUUGAUAAUGGGCAUAAUGGGUGCAUGUAGGACUCAAGAACUGCAUUCAAUGCGAAUUCAAGACAUCAAAGAUUUGAAUUCAGCUUUUUUGGUAACACUGCCCAACACUAAAACAAAGAUUAGAAGAUCUUUCACAGUAACUGAAGAUUACUAUUUAAUAUGCAAAAAGUAUCUUGAUUUACGUCCAGCUGAAGUGCAAUCAGAUGUGUUUUUCCUUAAUUACCAGAAUGGUAAAUGUACUAUGCAGAGAAUAGGUAUCAAUAAAUUUGGUGGUAUGCCGAAAGAAGUUGCAGCAUAUUUGGGGCUCCCAAAUCCAGAAUUAUUUACUGGACACUCUUUUCGUAGAUCCUCGGCUACUUUAUUGGUGGAUGGUGGAGGGGACAUAACCGAUUUAAAACGCCACGGAGGAUGGAAAAGCUUCUCCGUGGCAGAGGGCUACAUAGAUAACAGUGUGAAAUACAAACUAGAAACAUCAAAGAAAAUUUUUAAACAGGUGAAUCCCUCGUCAACACCAUGUACAUCAAUUCGAGCUCCUGUAAUGGCAGAAAACUGUGAAAACAUAGAGGAGUAUGCUGCUGUAAACUGCGAUAAUGUUGUGAUGAAUCCAUCUCCCCCAUGUACAUCAAGUGAAACUAAUUGUGGUUUAAGAGAAACUAGUAAUUUUGUUAAAAAUUCCCAUUCCCUCAGUAGUAAUGUCAGUGUUGACAUGAAAGGUGAGCAACAUAAUUUGCAAUCGAGUCAUCCUUGGAACUGA
Messenger RNA from Zophobas morio, 1956 nucleotides. RefSeq lists its product as uncharacterized. Bases 1 to 1956 code for a protein of 651 amino acids. The transcript is spliced from 8 exons. Gene Ontology annotation, biological process: DNA integration; DNA recombination. The record is from RefSeq and is a predicted model, not a curated record. NCBI's taxonomy places the organism in Eukaryota, Metazoa, Arthropoda, Insecta, Coleoptera, Tenebrionidae. Gene Ontology annotation, molecular function: DNA binding.